Messenger RNA from Cricetulus griseus (Chinese hamster), 219 nucleotides. NCBI's taxonomy places the organism in Eukaryota, Metazoa, Chordata, Mammalia, Rodentia, Cricetidae. The record is from RefSeq and is a predicted model, not a curated record.
AUGUCUUACCAACAGCAGCAGUUCCAGCAGCCCUGCCAGCCUCCUCCUGUGUGCCCACCCCCAAAGUGCCCAGAGCCUUGUCCUCCCCCUAAAUGCUCAGAGCCUUGUCCUCCUCCACAGUGCCCUGAGCCGUGUCCUCCUCAGCCAUGUCAACAGAAAUGCCCUCCUGUGCAACCUCCUCUACCCUGCCUGCAGAAGUGCCCACCCAAGAGCAAUUAG